AUGACUUAUCACAAUGGCAAUGUGACAAAGGGAUCGGCCGGCAUCGAGUGUCGAAAGUCGGAGCCUGGCCAAGUGCGCCUGACAAAAGAAAGAGAACCGGAAAGGGCCCCUCGAGUGGCGCGGGCCCCCGUCGAUUGCCGUGGAGCAGACGAGAGCAUCCCCGAAUCGAGAGCGGAAUCUGCGAGAUCAAUUCACAUCGGCACGGAUCGCUACUUGAUUAAUAUCGCUUAUUUCGAGCUACCCGAGAGCUUAACGCUU
Molecule: messenger RNA, 258 nt
Organism: Iphiclides podalirius (scarce swallowtail)
Lineage: Eukaryota; Metazoa; Arthropoda; Insecta; Lepidoptera; Papilionidae
Source: the annotation of a GenBank genome assembly